CAGCUUCUGACGGUAGACGACGACCCCAGUGGACAGCAGCCUCACUUGACAUACUUCCCCACCAGUGCAGGCACUGACCACUAUUACGUCAUGAGGGCAACACGCGCUGCAAGAGGUUAGCAACGGUGGCGAGCACGCCAGCGGACGUGAAGAGUUAUGUAACCUGUCCGCGCGCAUGAGGCGCAGCCGGCGCGGCGUGCGGGUCACGUGGUCGCUUGAACUCGGAUGACCUGAAAACUGGAGAGGCCAACCGCCAUGAUUGUUGUGCUGGGAGGCGACAGGCAGACGAGAAGAAACUAUGGAGGAAAGGGAUGAAACUUGCAAGGAACAAGAGAUGUGCAUUGUUAUUGUUCAUUGUUGUAACAGCUGCACACAUUCCCUGCCCUCGUCCAGGCGACCGGGAUGCACUGACCAGCAUGGUGCGACCUCUACAGCAAGGGAAAUCAUUCAUCACACAAUGGCAAGGAACGAAGAAAAACAGCUCGCCAGACUAAAUAGAUUUUAUCUUGAAAAACAAAGGCAAGAGAACCUCAAGAAAAGACCACCAAGACCAAGACUUGAUUCACUGACUACGGGCAGAGAAAUACGGAAAUGGCUGCCAAGUAUCACUCAAGAUAUAGACUUUUAUGUAAAGCAGAUGGAGGUGCCAUGCUACCCAGAGAAAAAACUUGAAGAGUUUAGUAAGCGGAUCAGAGAAUUGAAGCAUGAAUACACUGCAUUUCUUCGUAAAUUGAAGACAUUGGAGCCAGACACAGAUAACAUAUCUUGGAAUAAUCGCCCAUAUUCUUGUCGCAAGCGAUGUUUGACUGAAAAAGAUAGUGAGGAUCAAGACAAUGAGGAGAAACAGACCUUAAAGAUAAGCAGUUUGAGUGAUUUUGUGCCUAUAGCUACCCCAGUUCUACAUCAAGCUAAUAUCAGGGAUAAUGUCUAUGGAUUUCCACAUCAGGCACCUAUUUUGUGGAAUGCUAACCCUGAGACAGAGGAUCAGCCACUUGAUUUUAAGCCCAGACUGCCGAUAACUGACAAGUCACAACACCAUGAGCCAUGUAGCUGUAGAGAUACAAUUAAUAUUUUGGAUGAUGUGAAGGAUGGUUUGACAAAUGCCAACAAACCAGCAGAUAUUCCAAAUGAAACAAGAACAGUUCUAGCUUUUUGUACCUCGUGUAAAAAAAGUGAUUGUCAUACUGUUUGUAGACAUUCUGGUGUUCCUCCUUCUUUUAAAUCUGAAGUUCUAUGCUCUCAGGAGAAAAUUAAUGCAAAAGCAGGUACAUCUUCUAUCUGGAUCACAGAAACAAAUAAAGGUGGGGAGGAUGUUAUUGCUAAGAGUGGAAAAGCCCACAUAUAUUCUUUGCAAGAUGCACUGCCUGCAAAGACUAACCCUCUAAAUCUAGAUUAUUCAGAUUCAUCUUCCAGUGAUGAAAUUUGAUGCUAACUUUUGGUGCCUUCAGUUAAGGAGGUGGUGAUAUUGGUGCUGUACAUCAUGAACAUUUUUUUUUACUCUAUGGGGAGGGGAAUAACAAGUCUCAUAGGCUAGUUGUGUUGCUCUAAGUGCAGCAAACAUAGGUAGUUCAUCAUUUCUUGUGCAUGGCAUAUUGCAGGCAGACACCAGUCUUCUGCAACCUCUUACAAUCCCUGAUAAAUUAAGUGAUGGAUGACUGGUCUGUUGCUACGGGUCAUUCUUAAGCAACAGACUCAACAGGUCUCCUCUCAGCAAACUUCUACCGUGCAGUUAAUCACACUAACCACCACGCAACAGAGGAGGGAAAUUUAUUUGUGUGCCAACCUAAAUGACAGAUUGAUCAUGCUGGUUGCUGGAGCUGUGUUUUGCUCGUGGAAGGUCUGUUUCCACUUUUUGCAUUAUGUACGUUUUGUAACUCUACGACAAUAAGCCAACCUUGAGCUCUACAAAAGACCCUACAUCAACUUCACACAGUGCCUGGUGCUGCCGCUGCUGCUUCUGCAUUCUAGAGAGUAUACUGUCAGAUUUCCAAUUUUGUCAUUAGUGUGAAAUGAGGCCUACUGCAACAUAGUUGUUUAUCAGGGAAGGUAAAUGCAGCAGAAGGAGAGUGUUGGGCCAUACCUUCCACAUAGUGCCUGAUUGUAUUUGUGGCUCCUAGGCCAGUUUACCUCUGUGUUAAGAUGCCAUCAGAAACAGUAACAAAAACGCUAUUGUUUUUCUUGUUGCUCUUUUUCAGUGCUGUAUGUUGUAAAAUUUCAGGAAAAACCGUGAUUGUUUCUUUGAAGGAGCACAUCACAAUGAACCUGGUAAUAAAGAGCAAGCAACAAUACUCCCAGAACUGUAUGAAUGGUGUUUAUUCUGAUGAUUGUAAGUUAGAAGAAUAUUGCAAGUAAUUCAUCAGACAAGUAGGGAAAUUACAUUUUGCAUAGUAUAUUACACCUCUCUAGUAUUAAAAGUCAGGUGCAAGUAUUCAAGAUAUACACAGAAAGUAAACAAAUAUAUUUAAAAAAACUUAUGCCAGAUUCAUUAUCAGUCUAGAAAAUAUUGAUGCUUCUAACAUGUUUUACAAGGAACUUUACCCAUGCUUACAGGCAGUGAUUUUAAAAAAAGCUGUACAUAAAAAAAUACAGCUACUGCAAUUGUGGAUCUUAAAAGUUAAAUAAAAAUCUUCAUCUACAAUCAUUGCAAAAUAUAGAGAUGCACGCAUCAUAUGUUUACUGCUGAUUGUAUUGUCUUCUGAUCCUGACAAGCACUUUUCUGUGUUACGUGCUCAUAUGAAAAAUGGUAAAGGUAUAGUCUCGUGACCUUAUUCUCUUAGGAAAGUGAGGUGUUUGAGCCAUUACUUGUCUUAGAGCCAACUUUUGAAAGAGCUGUGCCCAUCUUCUCUAUCUCACUGCCUUAUCUUCCCCAGCCCUCUACAUUUAGUUACCCACUACACUAUUAACUUGGGAAAGUAGGCUGCAUCACAGGGGUGUGAAACCCACAAGUGUGUGUCUUCAGGUUCAGAUGCUGUGGUGUAAGCACCAGGCUCUCUGCUCCCCUCUUGUGUCCUAUUUAUGUGUAUAAAAAUGAGAACAGUAGUUAUCUAAUAUUGUUUUUGCCUCAUGCACAAUAUUUGCAUGGAUCAACUUGAACAUGCAAAAUUGAAAUACGACAUUUUAUAUUAUACUGCUACCUAUUGGAAUGUUUCCUCUAUUUUUAGUCCAUACGUGACUGUUUAGAGAUUGAGUAGAAGUGUUCUUAAUUUGGCAGUAUUGUUUGGCACUACCUUUGCUAUGAAAGUACAUUUUUUCCAAAGAAAUAUUUUGUGUGAAUUAUGAGACCAAGAAAAUAAGGCAUGGGUGUGGGGCAACAAGACUAUGUACACAUGCAUGCAUGGGGCAACUGUUUAAAGGUGUGAAUACAUCUAUACUUAUGAGCAGGUAUGUCAAUGAAGGUGGAUGUGUGCAUGCAUCUUUAUAUGCACAAGGACAUUUUACAAACCUAUGCACAUGCUAGCAACCUAAAGAUAUAAGGACACAAGCAAUUACUUUUGGGUGCCAGCAUACUAUUCAUGCAUACAUGUCUGUGUGAGCAGGUCGCUCUAGCUGACCUUUGUUUUAAAAUUAGAGAACUCUUUCCUUUUUAAAAUUUAGUAAAUGAUACAUUUAAUAACAAUACAAACUAAGAAACCUUUAAUUUAAAACACAAUUCCGACAAAAGGAAUCCAAAUUCAAUCUGGAAGACAUGCAAAACAUUCAAAAAGUGUUAUUAUUAUGGAAGCCAAAAUGGGUACUGCACAUUUUCAUUUGUAUUAGGAAAAUCUCUCAUUACAUUGCAUAACAUUUGGCUUCAGAGCUUAUGUCUGAUGUCUCCUA
Messenger RNA from Pomacea canaliculata, 3816 nucleotides. RefSeq lists its product as uncharacterized. The transcript has 8 exons. The record is from RefSeq and is a predicted model, not a curated record. NCBI's taxonomy places the organism in Eukaryota, Metazoa, Mollusca, Gastropoda, Architaenioglossa, Ampullariidae. Gene Ontology annotation, biological process: generation of catalytic spliceosome for second transesterification step. Bases 299 to 1426 code for a protein of 375 amino acids.